Venturia canescens is the source of this 981-nucleotide messenger RNA. RefSeq names its product histone H1-like. Gene Ontology annotation, biological process: nucleosome assembly; chromosome condensation; negative regulation of DNA recombination. The transcript has a single exon. Bases 73 to 774 code for a protein of 233 amino acids. The record is from RefSeq and is a predicted model, not a curated record. Gene Ontology annotation, cellular component: nucleosome; nucleus. Gene Ontology annotation, molecular function: structural constituent of chromatin; double-stranded DNA binding; nucleosomal DNA binding. NCBI's taxonomy places the organism in Eukaryota, Metazoa, Arthropoda, Insecta, Hymenoptera, Ichneumonidae.
AUUAACACAAAGAAAUCUCUUCGGUUUCGAUCUACGGUUAUAGAAACGUCAUUGAUCGAUCAUAUACUGAAAAUGACGGACAAAGCAGCACCAGUGGCAGCGCCGGUAUCCGAAGGAGCGACCGUUGCGUCGAGUGCGUCACCGAAGAAAUCUAAGGCCCCCUCGACAAAGAAACCGAGGGCGAAACCGUCGCACCCGAAAGUUGCCGACAUGGUGAAUACGGCGAUCAAGGAGCUCAAAGAACGCGGUGGAUCUUCUCUCCAGGCGAUCAAAAAAUACAUGGCCGGAACGUACAAAGUCGACGCGGAAAAGCAAGCCCCGUUCAUCAAGCGAUACAUCAAGUCUGCUCUUGCGUCCGGUGCUCUUGUACAGAUCAAAGGUAAAGGUGCUGCGGGAUCGUUCAAACUUUCGGCCUCAGCCGUCAAAGCAGCUACUGUCAAACCGAAGGCCGCUAAAAAAGUUGUCAAGCCUAAAACUGCUGCGAAGAAAGCUCCGGCUGCGAAGAAAACAACAGCUGCGAAAAAAGCGGUGAGUCCAAGCAAACCCAAAAAGGUUGCAGUAAAAAAACCGACGACCGCAACAAGUGAGAAGAAAAAAUCCACCAAAGGACCAGCGGCUAAGCCACCCAAGCCAAAAACCACCAAGGCCAAGCCUGCGCCUAAAUCUCCACCGAAAAAAGUCAAGGCAGCUGCACCAAAAAAGGUGAAACCCGCUGCCGCUGCUUCAAAACCUAAAAAGGCUGCACCCAAGAAAGCUGCUGUCGCUAAGAAGUGAAUUACGUCGCUGCUUCGGCACACCAAAACUCGAACGGCCCUUUUCAGGGCCACCACAUUUUCAAACGUUGAAACAGUUCUUUCGCUCAAUCUUCCCACCCAUCCUUAUUCACUCAUUUUAUAAAAUUUUAUUGAAAAAAUCACCGCCACCGUUGAACUGUUUACAUAAAAUCGCGAAUUAAGUUUUCCAUCUGGUUUCGAGUUUCAA